AUGGCGGACGUGGAUGUCGAGGCGACUCGAACCUACAGGGAACUGGUCGAUGAUCUCCUCGAUCGGGCUGAGCGCGUGAAACCGGACAAGCAGAUCGAGCCUCCGUUGACUGAAGCGCAGUUGGGCGAGUCGAUAUGGCAGGUGCAGGGAGAUGACGCACAUGUGGUGGAUGGAAUGAAUCAACAGACGCAGUUUGCUGCUGUUGAGAUUGCUUUCAGGGAGAAAUUCUACAGCGUUCUUGCGACAACAUCAAUCGAUGAUCCUUCAUUUAUUCAGAUCUGGAAUUUGCUUGAUAUCGUCUGUAUUUUCUCCGAUAAUGAACAAUGCGAGCCGGGUCUCAUUUUCUGGUUAAUUGAAGAGCUCCUUGAUAGCCAGACGAUCGAUGGGUGUCGAAAGGUCUUUGACUACCUGGAGUCACGCAGGGAACGCAACACCAAGAAACACUUCAAACAGAAAAGUCUAGUCAUCCUUCGAUCGUGUAACGAACUACUCCGGCGACUAUCUCGAGCAGAGGAUACGGUUUUCUGUGGACGGGUGUUCAUUUUCCUUUUCCAGAGCUUCCCACUUGGAGACAAGAGUGCCGUCAACCUUCGCGGAGAAUACCACACCGAAAAUGUCACGACCUUCGACGGAAACACCAAGAUAGCAUCGAAAGGGAAUGAGGAGGCGGACAUUGAGAUGGCGGAUCAGAAAGAAUCUGAGGAACAGAAAGCCGAGAAGGAUACCCAGCAACCCUCUGGCGACCAAGAGACUCCGAAGACCCCGAAGGUCGUCGUAUCGGAUAAUACCAACAGAGAGGCCGAGAAGAAGGUCGAUUUGGAUGCAUUAUACCCGAUGUUCUGGGGCUUGCAAGCAUACUUUUCAGCACCAACCAGAAUGUUUGAUCCUCAGCACUUUGCGACUUUCAAGACCGGACUUGAGUCGACACUUUCAACUUUCAAAAACAUCAACACGGAUCUCGAAAGCCAAAGUAACAAGUCAGCAGAAGAACUGCGCAAGGCGAUGAAGCGGAAGCGCACAUCGGAUGACACUGAGAUCGCAAGCAGCUUCAACCCGAAGUAUCUUACCAGCAGAGAUCUGUUUGAUCUAGAGGUCAAUGAUACAGCGUUCCGGAGACAUGUCCUUGUGCAGGCCCUAAUUCUCUUGGACUUUAUGCUUUCCCUUACGCCAAAGGCCAAGGCCCGUCUAGCCGACUUGACCAACAAGUCCGUGCUUUACGGCUUUGUGUUGGGUGACGAAGAUGCCAAAUGGGCAACCAAAAUGCGAAAGGCGAUCGAGGAAUACCUCCAGGAAGGGGCAGGCGGCAAAUUUUACUACCGUAUGGUCGACACAGUUCUCUCGCGGGACAAGAACUGGGUCCGGUGGAAAGCCGAAGGCUGUCCACUGAUCGAGCAACCCCCCAUCUCUGUGUCCGAGUACAUUGCUGCCCGAGAGCAAGCGUCCAAAACGUACUCCAACAAACGACUCCGUCCUUCGCCCAUGGGAUCCCUUGACCUGAAGUUCCUGUCCGAAGGCGAGGCACUCGCUAGCCUUGACCGACUCAAGGAGCCAAACCGGUUCGACGUCCCGACGGCAGACUCGUUCAUGAUGGGCAUCAUGGACGAUGAACUCGAUAUUGACAUGGCCCAGUCGAAGGAGGAAAAGGACAACGCUUUACGGUCGAAGGCGAGCAAGACAUGGCGGAUCCUGCGUCUGUCAUCACGGAAUAAGCUAGCUGCGUUCGACAAGAUUGAUGAUGGAAAGAACCUGAAAGCGCUGUUUGAGGAUCCUUCGCUCCCAGAUUUUGAAAAGGGAGCAGGAGCGUCUCAAUCGCAGACACAGAUGCAGACACCAGCACCUGAGGGACAAACGCAGGAACAAACACGAGAGCAGACACAGGAACAGGCGCAAGAGCAGGCGCAAGAGCAAGCAUCAGAACAAACAUCACAAGAACCAACCUCAGCACCCGAGACCGCCCCAGCGCCAGAGCAGCCGGCACAACAACAGUCUGCACCAGAAGAAGCGUCUGCACCCGUACCCGCACCCGCCCCUGCACCAGAACAAACCAUGGAAGAAGUGGCGACAGAAAACACAGAAGGCGGAAACGGCGGUAGUAACGCAUCGGCCGGAGUUUCCGAAGGAGAUUUGCAUCCGGCCGACGAUGGUUGA
This is a messenger RNA of Aspergillus chevalieri, 2148 nucleotides long. RefSeq names its product THO complex subunit THO1/HPR1. Lineage: Eukaryota; Fungi; Ascomycota; Eurotiomycetes; Eurotiales; Aspergillaceae. The transcript has 7 exons. Gene Ontology annotation, cellular component: THO complex part of transcription export complex. The coding region runs from base 1 to 2148 and encodes 715 amino acids. Gene Ontology annotation, biological process: mRNA export from nucleus; regulation of DNA-templated transcription elongation. The record is from RefSeq and is a predicted model, not a curated record.